CACUGGUACAGGUUCACCAGGAGAGGGACCACUGUGACCUUUCUUUUCAGUUUGCAUCCAUCCAUAAUGGCGGCCGCACUGAGAGGAAGCCUCUGUUCUCUGGCCAAGGGUCUGAGCGGUGCCCGGUUGCAGCCGCUGUGUGCCCGAUCCCUGAGUUUGACUGGCAGUCAGAAUGUUCCGGAGGCUCCCCCGGCACGUGCUGACAGCACCUUCAAGGUCACCAUGGUCCCUGGAGAUGGAGUCGGACCUGAGCUGAUGACUGCGGUCAAAGAUGUUUUCAAGGCAGCUGAUGUUCCUGUGGAGUUUGAGGAAUUUCAUCUGAGUGAGGUGCAGAACAUGGCCAGUGAAGAGAAACUGGAUGAGGUGCUGUCCUCCAUGAAGAACAACAGAGUCGCCAUUAAAGGGAAGAUUCACACUCCCAUGGAGUACAAGGGUGAGCUGGCAUCGUAUGAAAUGAGACUGAGGAGAAAGCUGGACUUGUUUGCCAAUGUAGUUCAUGUGAACAGCCUCCCAGGUUACAGCACUCAUCACAAUAACCUGGAUCUGGUUAUCAUCCGUGAGCAGACCGAGGGAGAAUACAGCUCUCUGGAGCAUGAGAGCGUUUCUGGAGUGGUUGAGUGCCUGAAGAUCAUCACCAGAGUGAAAUCUCGCCGGAUUGCCAAAUUUGCAUUCGACUACGCCACCAAAAAGGGCCGAAGCAAAGUGACAGCUGUACACAAAGCGAACAUUAUGAAACUCGGGGAUGGUCUCUUUCUGCAGAGCUGUGCAGAAGUGGCUGAGCUUUAUCCCAAGAUUAAAUACGAAAACAUAAUCAUUGAUAAUUGCUGCAUGCAGCUUGUGCAGAAUCCAUACCAGUUCGAUGUGCUCGUGAUGCCUAAUCUGUACGGCAACAUCAUUGAUAAUCUGGCUGCAGGGCUAGUGGGUGGAGCAGGUGUUGUUCCAGGGGAAAGUUUUAGCGCCGAGUAUGCUGUGUUCGAGACGGGUGCCAGACAUCCCUUUGCUCAGGCAGUCGGCAGGAAUAUUGCCAACCCCACCGCUAUGCUUCUCAGUGCAUCUAACAUGCUGAGGCACAUCAAUCUUGAGUAUCAUGCAAACAUGGUUUCUGAGGCUGUUAAGAAAGUCAUUAAGCAGGGCAAGGUGAGGACACGAGACCUAGGGGGUUACAGCACCACUGGUGACUUUGUCCGUGCAGUUGUGGCCAACCUUCGCCAUCGGACUGUUUGAGGAUGCUUGCCAAACCCAAUGUCUAUCCCAGAUCACCCUAUUCCUGCUACUUGUUUUCUGAAUAUUUUCAAAGCCCCUUUUAAAACCGUCCUGUUACUACUUUAUUCCUGUCCUCACUAUCUUUUUCGACAUUUUCUUCAUUCUCUUUUUUUUUUUCUUUUUCUUUUCAUUGCCUUUCGCUUUUAUUCCCUCACCUCCUUUUCUGCCCGGUUAUGUUUCUAUUUUUAUUUUCCUGAACUUCAUUCAUUAGAUUUCUUUACUUGGUGUUUCUCACAGUAUCCAUACUUGCCCAGUAUUAUGUCUGAUGUUGUUUUACGUUUGACUGUUUUUUUUUAUUUUUUAUUCUAAGCUGCUCUGCCUAUCUUUCAAUACAUUUCACAGUUAAAAGUGGGUUGAUGGGAAACAACACAAGUUGUCUCAUUAAUUAUUCAUGCAUCCGUUGGACUGUUGAGUUGACUGUUGUCAGUUGUCUGUUUUUCUCAAUGUCAAAAAAUAAAUAUAUAAAGACAAAUGGAUUAAACAUGGUCACUUUAACAGUCACUGGUAUUGUUUUGAGUGCUUGCAAUGUUUGAGGACUUUUUAUCCGUGUUCUUAUGAGUAUCAUUAACAAAGUGAAUAUGAAGAUAACUAGCGUCUUAAAUAAGCAGUGAACUUGUGUGCCCAUUGUGUGCUGAAAGUUUGAAAGGAAACCGUAUGCAUUUAUCGUGUGUGCACAUCACAUCCAUGUGAGCAGACAGCUGAAACCGUAUGAAAUAUAUUCCUUUCUUUG
Xyrauchen texanus (razorback sucker) is the source of this 1993-nucleotide messenger RNA. Its product is annotated as isocitrate dehydrogenase [NAD] subunit beta, mitochondrial-like. The record is from RefSeq and is a predicted model, not a curated record. Gene Ontology annotation, molecular function: oxidoreductase activity, acting on the CH-OH group of donors, NAD or NADP as acceptor; magnesium ion binding; NAD binding. Bases 67 to 1224 code for a protein of 385 amino acids. NCBI's taxonomy places the organism in Eukaryota, Metazoa, Chordata, Actinopteri, Cypriniformes, Catostomidae. Gene Ontology annotation, cellular component: mitochondrion. Gene Ontology annotation, biological process: tricarboxylic acid cycle; isocitrate metabolic process. The transcript has 11 exons.